Molecule: messenger RNA, 7881 nt
Organism: Bemisia tabaci
Lineage: Eukaryota; Metazoa; Arthropoda; Insecta; Hemiptera; Aleyrodidae
Gene: Nup98-96
Product: nuclear pore complex protein Nup98-96
Biological process (GO): post-transcriptional tethering of RNA polymerase II gene DNA at nuclear periphery; RNA export from nucleus; telomere tethering at nuclear periphery
Cellular component (GO): nuclear pore cytoplasmic filaments; nuclear pore
Molecular function (GO): RNA binding; structural constituent of nuclear pore
Source: RefSeq, a predicted model, not a curated record
AAAUUCAGUUGGCUCGUUUUUGUUGUAGCAUGGUGCUCUCGUUCUCGUUUCUGUUGCACAAGUUUUUCUCAAUUAAUUGAAUUAAUUCAAGACGCAGUUUAUUUAUAUCACGUAGUUUCCAGAGACGAUUAUUCUUCGGUUUUAUUGAUGUUCCAGUGCUCGUUCAGUUACCAUUGGUUCUGUGAGAUAAUUUGAAUUUAGAACCUGAAUCCACUCUGCCUUUUGCCGCCCGCACUCAUCAAUGACCAUCGCGUGUUAGCAAUCAAAAUGUUUGGCCAAAGUACCCCGUUUGGUGCUGCUUCAACAUCAAAUACAGGUUUUGGCCAAUCAACAUUUGGCAAACCUGCCGGGUUUGCAGCUCCAGUUUUUGGCGGAGGGAACACCUCCUUGUUCAACCCAACACCGGCCCAACCUCAAACUGGGGGUCUCUUUGGUUCUUCCACUACCACUCCAGCUUUUGGACAACCUCAAACAACACAAACUCCUUUUGGACAAACUUCUGGCUUUGGCUCAAUUUUUGGUCAGCAGCAGAAUGCUACAACAAGUGGUACUUCGGGUACCCUUUUUGGGGCACAGCAGAAUCCUGCUACUAGUUCAGCAGGUGGAACAUUUUUUGCAUCGUCAAACACAUCAGCAUUUGGUCAAACAAAGCCUUUCAGUUUCGGCACUUCAACAGGCUUGUUCGGACAAACACAGCAGCCGGCCCAACAACAAACUUCGUUGUUCGGCCAACCUGCAGCACAGACCUCAAGUCUCUUUGGAGCCUCAGCCUCAGCAACAAAUAUUGUGGGAACACCAAUUAAAUUCAACCCAGUAACAGGAAGUGACUCCAUGGUGAAAAAUGGUGUCACCACACCCAUUAACACUCGUCAUUAUUGUAUCACAUGUAUGAAAGAGUAUGAGGGAAAGUCCCUUGAAGAACUGCGAUUGGAGGAUUAUAUGGUCAUCAAAAAAGGAGGACAGCAGCCGCAGGGCACAACUCCUGGUCUUUUUGGAUCCACAGCCGCACCCACUCUUUUUGGAGGGGCUACCACCAGUACAAGUACGGGGACGGGUAUUUUUGGAUCCACAGAAAACAAACCCUUGUUCGGAGGAACAACAAGCGCUAUUGGCACAUUUGGCAGUACGUCUGGUGGCACAUUAUUUAGCAGUAACACAGGCACCACUGAUUUGUUCGGUAAAAACCAAACGGCACCAGCUUUUGGCGCUCCUGCGGCAACUCAAAGCACAGGAUUCGGCUUCAGUGCUCCGACUACUUCCAAUAUGUUCGGCACAAAUACCGCUCAAGUCCGACCUUUUGGAGCAACAACUCAAGCACCUACCUUGUUCGGAAGCACUCCUCAACAAUCUUCUCUUGGCUUUGGAACCUCAACAACCGGCUUUGGAGGAUUUGGAACUCAGAAUCAGGGUGGUCUUUUUGCCCAGAAUAAACCUGCAUUUGGCUUGGGCGCAACCACAACAGCUGGCUUUGGGUUUGGCUCCAACACUGCAACCAACACGUCUGCAUUCGGCGCUAAACUGGGAACCGCAUUUGGAUCAACGCCUGCUAGCACAGGAUCGACUUUUGGCUCCACCAUGUUCAACACCACGGCCACUUCUCAACCAACAUCAGGACUCUUUGGGUCCACGCUCAAACCAACUGCGACUUUUUCAUUUGGUCAAACUGCAACAACCAAUACCUCUUUGGGUGGUGGGUUAAACCUUGGUAGCAAUAUGUUUGGCAACAAUGCUGCAAAACCUGGAGGUUUAUUUGGCUCAACAACUAACACUGGCGGAACUCUCUUCGGAUCUAAUACAUUCGGAGGUGGAUUGGGUUCUGGUUUUGGAACAGGAACUAACACAGGCCUGGGAUCAUCUCUAUCAUUUGGUGGCAACACUCUUGGAUCUACAGCGACCAACCAGACCCAAAACACUACUGUCAAUGGCAAUGUGAAUCAACAGAUUUUAGCCUUGGCCUCGAUGCCUUUCGGUGACACCCCAUUGUUCAAGAACUUACUCCCGGUAACUGGUAAAGCAGAUACUCUCCUGAAAUCUGUUCCCAAAAGCAAAAGUAUGUUUUCGGAGAAAGAUUACAAAGUAUCACCUCGGCAGAGUCCUGGCAUUAAAGUCAGGCCAGUCAAUCGCUCUGAUUUUUCAAAGAAAUCAUUAUUUGAUGGUUUGGAAGAUAUCAAAGAUCAACAAGGUUCUCUACUAACGAAAAGUAAUCCGAAAGCCCUCGUUUUACCUGCCAAGGAUUUCAGCUCUCCAAACAAAAAAGCGAAUGAUGAUGAAGUCACAAUCCAGUUAGAACCACCUACAAUUAUUUCAAAAUUUGCAAAAUCUACAUCAGCUGCAUCGGAUACCAGUGUUUCGAAUAUCAAGAAGUCAAUGAUCAGUUGUGCCAUCCAAACACCCUCCAGAACUGAAGAUUUUUCAAGCCGAAAUGGAGAAAGCAACUCCAAUGAUUCGCCCUCCACAAAGAGUGGCUCCAAAUCGUCAAGUUCGCCAGUGAUGAACAACACCAUGACACUCUUACUUCCGCAGAAAAACACCGCUGCCUUAGAUGGGUCGCCAUCACCUCCAGUGGUUGACAGUUCCAAUCAUGAUGUCAGUAACGAGUCGGAAAAUAGACGAAGCUUGGAUGAGACAUCAGCAUCUAACUCCUCAAAAAACAAUGAAUCGGAUGGAUCCAUAUCUGCUCCUCAUCCUACUGGUAUCAUCUUACACCGAGUUGGCUACUACACCAUACCAUCAUUGGAAGAACUUACACCGUUGGUUGACGGAGAUGGCAGAUGCAUAGUUGAAAAUUUCACCAUCGGUCGAAGAAAUUAUGGAAACAUAUUUUAUCCGGACUCAUUUGAUGUCUCUGGUCUAGACAUUGAUUCCAUAGUGCACAUCCGGCAUAAAGAAGUGGUGGUUUAUCCAGAUGAAAGCAUAAAGCCGUCUGUUGGAGAAGGUCUCAACAGGAAAGCCCAAAUCACUCUGGAUAGAGUUUGGCCUACCGAUAAAUCUUCUCAUCAACCAAUAAGUGACCCUGUGAGACUCGUUCAAUUGGACUACGAGGGUAAACUUCGAAAAGCAUGUGCCAAAUUGAAAACCCGCUUUGUGGAAUACCGUCCUCAAACAGGGUCCUGGGUGUUUAAGGUUGAUCAUUUCUCCAAGUACGGCUUGUCCGAUUCUGAUGAGGAGGAAGAUCAAGUUGCAGAUGUGAAAAAACUAAAAAUGAUUGGUGGUGUUCACCCACUCUCCGCCUUAGAGCAAGCUCGCAGAACCAGCAUCAACGUUCACCUGAAAAAACAAAUGCAAAUGCCGAGUCAUUACAAUCCUUUUGAGCCAAAUGAAGAUCAGCAUAUGCUAGAUGAAAAUGACUCACUGCUCCUAAAAAAUAACUAUCACAUCGAUGAUGUAGUCUCCGCUUUAUCACAAGAAAAAGUUCAUAAAAGUCCAACAUCUGAACUUGCCCGCAAUCUGGGGACCUCCUCUCACAAAGUGCAACUCAUGAAAGCCUCUUUUUACUUGAAUCAAGAUGAAAACGAUGAUGCUUACAGCAUUGAUAGUGACUAUAUGGACUUUACCAACAUGCCUACAUCUCGAGCUCAUGACUUGGUGGAAAUGGAUACAAGCCAAAGAGAGAUGGCAAGAUUAACAGCAAAAACUUUUCCUGUCUUUAGAACGCAGUUUGUUCAACAACCUAUUUUGCCAGCUGCAACUAGCAUGAGUGUUGGAGCAGGUGAUGAAGAACUGGCUUCUCGUGCAAAAGUUACGACCUCUACUAAACUAUUCAUGUCCCAACCAAUUGUUGCCGCACCUCAGCGCUCCCACUUAAAUCAUCCAAAUUCAGUGCUUCCAUUUCACCUCUCCAGUGUCGCACGGAUUAAAGCUAAAUGCAUCUCUGAUAUGAGCCUAUUCAUGGGUCGAAGUUUUCGUGUUGGUUGGGGUAAAGAACUCAACCUUGUUCACCUGACAACAGACAAAUUAGCUGAUUCGUUUGAAAAGCACAAUGAUCUUCAGCAACUGGGAGAUCUGCUUGCUGGCAGAACAAAGAGCGACUUCACCAAAACAAUCGUUCAGCAACUGAAAAUCAUCAGUCCUUCGGCAUCUCAAACUUUUAAGGAUCUAAUCCAGAGUCACAUGGAUGUGAGACUGAAAUUCAGCAAACAAGAUGUGCAAGACGAUUGUCCCGUGUUCUCUCCUGUAGCUGGCAUUGAAGCAUUGCAUGCUCACAGUUUAAUAGCUGAUCAACAAAGUGAAAAUUACACCGACACCAGGUAUGCUGCAUCAAUAUGGCAACUUUGCGUCGCUUUAUGGGGAAACCUUCCGGACCUUGCUGCGAAAGACGAUGAACGAGAUCAUGCAAGUCUAAUGGCACGCAGACAUGCAUUUAGCGAGUGGCUUCAAAGUGUUGUCCAUGCAAGUGUGAAGAAGGACACAGUCAAUGAGCAGCAAGUGUCUUCAGUCUUUCACCUUUUGACGGGUAAAAAAAUUCUAGAAGCCUGUGAAAUGGCGAUAUCACAAGGAGACUACAACUUAUCCUUAUUGAUAUCUCAAGUCGGCAGUAAUAAUGCUGUCCGAGUUUUAGCUUCAAAGCAGUUGAUGCAAUGGCGGGAUACUGAAGCUGAUAAGCUGAUAGAUGAGAAUAGAAUUAAAUUGACAAUGUGCACUGCUGGUGUCCCACUCUUUGAAUCUUCUUUUGGUGUCAUCAACGUAUGUCAAAAUCUUGACUGGAAGCGAGCAUUAGGCAUUCAUUUUUGGUAUUUAGGAUCUCCUGCUGACUCCAUAACAACAGCCUUACAAGCCUAUGAAAAAGCUUGUAGCGGUGAAGAGAACUAUGCGGAGAAACCAGUUCCUUAUUACUCAGACGGAGAAUUAGACUACGACAUCGUUAGAGGAAAGGAGUUUAGCGACGUAUGCUUCCAUUUGCUGAAAUUGUAUAGCCAACGGUCACAUCCCUUAGAGUCACUUCUGAACCCUGCAACCUAUACUGCAGAUCCUUUAGAUUAUAGUUUAAGUUGGUUAUUAUUAGAGACUCUAGAAUCCUUAGGUUACCGUCAUAUAUCUGAGUUAUCGGCAGCACAUAUCCAUGUCAGCUUUGCCAUGCAACUGGAAGGUCAUGGACUGUGGCAUUGGGCUGUCUUCGUUCUUCUUCAUUUGAAAAACGUUCAGCGGCGGAGACAAGCAGUGUUGGAUAUCAUUGGCAAACAUGUCACGUUAUCAGAAGAUGGUAAAACGACAUUAAACAAAACGGAAGUUUUUAUCAAUGAAACUCUUGGUGUACCCAUCGAAUGGAUUUAUGAUGCUAAAGCAACGUUGGCGCUCUCUUUUCAUAGGUACAAUGAAGCUGCAUGGUACUUCAUUAAAUCCAGUCAGUGGAGUCGGAGUCAUCAGAUUAUCAUGCAGCACCUAGCAGCCGAUGCCAUCAUCAAUGAAAAGUAUGAUAAUCUAGAAGCAUUGUUGAGUCAAUGUGCAACCAACAGUACAAACAUAUCUGGGUGGCACCACUUUGGAUCGGUAAUUAGUGACUAUUUAACUUGCGUUCGAGAAGUGAACCAUUUGAUUGCGGCUCAGGACUCGUCGGUAGCGUAUCAACUGGAAAAGCUUCAACCUCAGAUUAGUUCAAUCUGCUCUCGUGUCCAGCAUCUACCUACAUUCUCUGCUAAAGACAGGCUUAUGCAAGCAGAAAUCGCCAAGCGCAUCGCUCAUAUCGUUAGAAGUAUAUUGAUGCUUCAAACGGGAGAUAUCGGAGCAUCCAGUCACAUUCUAGCCAGUUUAAUAGCGCAGUUACCACUGCCAGAAGACUACGAGCAGCAAGAAAUCCAGCAAAUUAUUGCCCCUUUAAUUGACAACUUUGCUUCUUUGUAAGUAAUAAGUGAACAUUUUCAUGAAAUACACAUCCAAUUUAUUCAUACUAAAUUGGAAUCCAGUAUCUGUAGGAGAAAAUUAAGAUGCUUUAUUUUGUUAUACCAGGACUACCAGAGCUUGUGUUAAUACAUACUAUUUUUGUAGAUGAGUAAAUUGAGUUUUUUUAAAAUGAAUGUGAUACGAAUCUGUUAUUUUUAGGUUUUUAUGUUUCUCUAUCUUUUCACAUCUAAAACUGUUCCUGGAGCUUAAAUUUAAGUGUUGAAAUUUCAAUACAAUUAGCAGCCAUUAUUUUUUGAAAUGUCCAAAUGCUGCAAAUACAACUAGGCAUUACUGAAGUAGGAUGAAAUUCCUCUAAUUUCGUCACAACAAGGUCGCCUCAAGUAGGGAGUACAAAAUUCCAAAAUUUCAGCCAGAAACAACUUGUAAUGAUAGAAGAUCGAUGAAUAGAGUGCUUACGUGACAGUUGGGAGAGUUAUUAAUAUCCAGUUAGCUCUUUUAUUUUAAGUAUAUUAUUUCACACAUGUGGGCUAAGUUGGUCGAAUUAAUUUUUAAGUUGCUGUGGCAAUUCUGUAACAAGUAUAUAUUCCUUCCCUGCCCUCACUGGCUCUUAUGAAAAUGUGAAAGGGCUAAGGGUUUUAGACCAAUGAAAAUAUUUUAAAAAAAUUGAAUCAAACUGUCAUUUCUACCCUGUUGUCUGAGAGUUGUUAAAUCAGAUGUAAACCAAGCAAUGAAGUAUUCUCUCUAGGUAUUUCUUGUUCAUUCGGUCUCUAUCACUGAGCCAUUCCGAAUAAUGUGCUUGAUUCAAUCAUAUUUUUAAAUUAAAAACAUCUUAACAACUUUGUCUGAUUUUUCAUGUGUCCUCUUUGUAUUGAAAUGUACCUAAAUUUUAGAAAUUCGUUUAAUGAAGUAAUUUUUAAUCUAAGUAUUGAAUUUUAUUCCUAGAUCAUGAAGCUCUAAUUUUGUUUAAUGCAUAAAAUAGGCAACAAAAUUGAAGGAAGGUUCCAAAGAAUUGAAAAAUUCUAAAUGUCUCAUCUGUUCCAUGUUUUCUCCAAUGCAUUAUCAAGGCUUUGAUUGUGAAAAUGACACUCUCCUCCUUUAAAUUACAUUUAAAAUGAUUUUCUCACCGAAUGUAAUAAUGAAAAAUGAAAAAAAAAAAAAAAAAAAAAAAUCAAUGAUAGAAGUUUACUCUCCAAAACAAGUUUGCUAAAUGACUCAGACUCUUGUCUGUCAGGGUGUGUAAUUUUUUUUUAAAAUUAGGUAUUUUUAUUGAAACACGAAGUAUAUUGGUCUAAUGAACGGUCUAAGGAAAAUGUAACCAAAAUAAAAUUUCAAAUUGUUUCAUACUCAAAUUCUACCGAAAUUAUAUUAUCUUAGCCCUAUAAGUCCAACCGUAUUUUAAAAUUGUCCCUGUUUUUGAAAAUGCAUUCAGAAGUUGUAAUUUUCCUACUUUUAUCCGCCCUUUCUUUCUUAGUGAAUAUUUAUUCUCUCUUAUCAAAAUGUUGGUGUUCAAUCAUUGGUUUAAUUAUAAUCAGAUACAAUUCGUGAUGCAUUUACUAAAGAAAAUCGUAAAUUCACCUGUUUCUUUGAAAUUCUUUUUCACAUUCCUGUCCGGAAAUAAGUGCCCUAUCAUAUUAAAAAUUUUGUAAUUUACCAGUUACAGUAUCUUCUAAUAGUGCAUCUGGUCUAUUUUCAAAAACUGUUAAGAUCUUAAUUGACCUAUUGUUCUUUUCUGAUUAAUUUGAUUAUUUUAUUGUCAGCAAAUAAUAAUGCUCCAAGUAUUAUUUUCUAUGACCAUGUUAAAUAUUUUUUGUAACUUCAUCCCCGUGAGUUAAUCCCUUGUAAAUUUUAGCUAGGAAAUAAAUAAUACGUCUGUUUUUACAAACGAAGACUGCUCAGACUUUUGAAUCUAAGAAAUUGUAAAUUAAAAUUAUGGGAAAAAUUGUUUUGUUAGUUAUUACUGUGUACGUCUAUGUAUAUACAUUAUUUUAACUUGAAAAGAAAAAUAAUAAAUAACUUGGAAACUUUUUAUUAAAUCAGUAAAAA